Messenger RNA from Prionailurus viverrinus (fishing cat), 1536 nucleotides. RefSeq names its product coiled-coil domain containing 188 (gene CCDC188). The transcript has 9 exons. Bases 90 to 1454 code for a protein of 454 amino acids. Lineage: Eukaryota; Metazoa; Chordata; Mammalia; Carnivora; Felidae. The record is from RefSeq and is a predicted model, not a curated record.
CCUGUGAGCCAUGACACCUAGAGGGCCCUCAAUAAGAGGGUGGCACGUCAGGCCAGGCUAGAGCCUGGACCUGGGGUUUAGAAGGGGUUAUGGAGGGGCCAAAAACCCUGGGUCCCUGUGGCCACUCCCACCCCCAAUGCCCCCAACCAUCAGCUUCGAGCAGCCGUGCAGGAUGCCUGGAUCCACCCUGCCAAGGGUUUGUAAGAUGGCCCUGCCUGGUACCUCUCAGCUCCACUCUCUCAAUAGAGUCGGCCAGACCUUUCCCACCUCCGGGGGUAGGAGGCGGGGGGCCCAGGGUAGGGGCUGAGGUACCUGGGAGCUUUAUGGCAAAUGAAGAGGGAGAGAUGCAGCGACAGAGACCGAGAGACCCAACAGGGACAAAACGAGGGCAAGAGGAGGCAAGGCUGGGGUGGGGCUGGCCCCUGCACUCAGGACGAGAGCAAGGGGCCCCCAGGCCAGGGGGAUCCCCCAGCUCAGGGCCCAGACCCGGCCCUUGCCCACCCCUGCCAACAGGGGCAGGAACCCCGGCUUCACCCAGGGCAGCCCCCUCCCAGCUCCAGAACGUGCCCCUGGGUCCUGCAGAGCAGUCCUUCUUCCAGCUGGAGCAGGAAAACCAGAAUCUGAAAAGACAGAACCAGGAUCUGCGAGAGCAGCUGGGGGCCCUCCUGGGGCCAGGGCAGCAGUUUCUGCCCCUAUGCCCGGAGCACUCGAGCUGCACGACCCUGGCCUGGCAGUCCGUGACCACAGAUGCUGCCCAUGGCCUUGGGGCUGACCCAAGGGCUCUUCCACAGACCCCUGAGCAGACCAGUUCCCAGCCCCUGGAGGACAGGGCACCCUUGCAGCUGCUGCGGCAGGAGCUGUGCCGGGGGGAAGAGUCCUUCGUGCAGCAGUCUCAGAAUGAACUGCAGCAGAUCCGACUGUCCUUUGAGAGGAAGAAGAUGGCCAUUACCGAGGUAUGGGAUGGCGUGGCCGAGGUACAUAUGGCCCUGAACAACCAGGCCACUGGGCUCCUGAACCUUAAGAAGGACAUCCGGGGAGUACUAGACCAGAUGGAGGACAUUCAGCUGGAGAUUCUAGGUUCCACUACACCAGACCGAGAGGUGCUGCAGGCUGGGGUGGGGGACGUACAUGGCCCUGACUGUACAGCCCCCAUCCCCAGGGAGCGUGCCCAGUGCCGCACCCAGGCCAGGAAGGAGCAGCAGAUGGCAUGCAUAGCGAAGGCAAGGCCUCAGCUGGGAUGUUCCGAGGACCUCAAAAGCCAGCUCUGGCUGCUGGCCCUGAGGCUGCUGCUGGGCACCCUGCUGGCCUGUACCGCCGCCUACGUGUACGUGGUGGACCCCGCGCCCUUCGAGGGGCUGGUGCCUCCCCUGCUGAGCCGUGCCGCUGUCUGGAAGCUCCGGGCCCUGCUGGGCCCGUUCCUGCACCUGGAGGUGGACGACUUCCUGCCCUUCUAGGCCGGAGGCUCAGCAGCCACAGCGAGGAGGAGGCCAGGCGGCCGGCGCUGCCCCGGGUGCCCAGCGGCCGCGCCGGCGCCUG